AUGUCACGCACUUACAAUGGGUCUUCCUCCUCAUCAAUAUUUCUGAAACCACGUCGAUUUUUCAAUAACUACUUUCUACUGGAAAAAUCACCAACUUCAACAUUACCUGAUUUAGAAACAAACACUAGCAUCAGAACUAGUCUUCAUAGACUAAGACAUCACAAAUUCAUAAAGGGAGAGAUUUUACACUAUGGGUUUCUUUCUUUUGUUUGGUUAUUUGUCUUUACCAUAUACCCAGCAUCCAUCUUGUUUAAAAUUCCAGUUUUACUUGCAUUGCUAACCAUUAUUACUAUUCCAGCAACUUCACAAUUUUUUUUACCAGCACUUCCCAUUUUGACUUGGUUGGGUUUUUACUUCACUAGUUCCAAAAUACCUCAUUCUUGGAAACCAGCUAUUUCAGUCAAGGUUUUACCAGCCAUGGAGACUAUCUUGUAUGGUGAUGAUUUAUCAAAUGUAUUGGCAACCAUCACUAACCGUGGUUUGGAUAUUUUGGGCUGGUUACCUUAUGGUUUAUUUCAUUUUGGUGCUCCAUUUGUUGUAGCUGCAAUUAUGUUUUUCUUUGCUCCACCAACUAGUUUAAGAUCAUUUGCGUUUGCUUUUGGUUAUAUGAACUUGUUUGGGGUUAUUAUUCAAAUGAUGUUUCCAGCUGCUCCACCUUGGUACAAGAAUUUGUAUGGAUUACAACCAGCCAACUAUACCAUGCAUGGCUCACCAGGUGGAUUGGGCCGUAUAGAUGAAUUAUUGGGAGUCGAUAUGUACACCACUGGGUUCUCCAACUCACCGGUUAUUUUUGGUGCUUUCCCAUCAUUACAUUCAGGUUGUUGUAUUAUGGAGGUUUUGUUUAUGUGUUGGUUAUUUCCCCGUUUGAAAGUACUUUGGGUGUUUUAUGCAUCUUGGUUAUGGUGGAGUACAAUGUACUUGACUCAUCACUAUUUUGUUGAUUUAACUGGUGGUGCUGUAUUAUCAUUGGUUGUUUUUGAAUUUGUCAAGUUUAAAUACCUACCUAAGGCUAACAAGCGUUGUCGUUGGUCUUAUACGGAAUUGGAAUACUACAGCACAACCAAUGAUGACCCUUUAGGAGGUAACAGUGCUGCCACUCGAGUUGUUCGCGGCGGCGAUUUGGAAAAUUUUGCAUAUUCAAGAGUAUACCCAUCAUUGUCACAGCAGCAACAAUUGCAAGAGCAUCCGCAACAACAACAACAAUCACUGUCUAAUCAAGAAAACAUACAAGAGGAGGUGUUUGAAAUGGGCACCAUCUCACGUUCAAGAUCAUCACCAAGGUCCUUUGUUUCUCUUGGAAGUAGCACCAAUGUUGCUGAAGAGAACUUUGACCUUGCUGAUGAGGAAGAAGAUAUCGGUUCAGGAUCAUCAAAAACUCCCUCAGUAUUUGAAGAAGAUACACAAAAUUACGUCGUUUCUCAAACUACCUCCGUUGAAGACUUGACUAAUAAUACACAAGCAUCAGCUGCAGGCAACGGAGCUACCGAUAAGUCAUCAAGACUUGGAAUCAAUGGUUGA
Molecule: messenger RNA, 1518 nt
Organism: Lodderomyces parapsilosis
Lineage: Eukaryota; Fungi; Ascomycota; Pichiomycetes; Serinales; Debaryomycetaceae
Gene: AUR1
Product: inositol phosphorylceramide synthase
Exons: 1
Coding region: 1-1518 (505 amino acids)
Biological process (GO): sphingolipid biosynthetic process; inositol phosphoceramide metabolic process
Cellular component (GO): inositol phosphoceramide synthase complex
Molecular function (GO): inositol phosphoceramide synthase activity
Source: RefSeq, a predicted model, not a curated record